Funneliformis caledonium is the source of this 236-nucleotide messenger RNA. Lineage: Eukaryota; Fungi; Glomeromycota; Glomeromycetes; Glomerales; Glomeraceae. The record is from the annotation of a GenBank genome assembly.
AUGUUAAUAAAUGAUGAUAACAAUGAAAAUAAUAAUAACAUCAAUUUAAUAAAAGCUAAUGAGAGUAAUGAUGCUAAUAAUGAAAAUAAUAAUAACAUCAAUUUUAUCAAAACUAACAAGAGCAAUGAUAAUAAUGCUAACAAUGAAAAUAAUGAUAACAUUGAUUUUAUUAAAGCCAAUGAGAGCAAUGAUAAUGAUACUAAUAACGAAAAUAAUGAUAGCAUAAAAAGUUUUGA